GCAGGGCCCCGGGAGGGGACCUGGGCCGCGAUGGGGACGGCCAGCCGCGGGAGGGGACCCAGGGGUAAUACUGGGGACAGGCCGAGCCUCGGCAUGGGACAGCCUGAGCCGCGAUAGGCACAGGCUGAGCGCCAGGAGGAGACGGCGCGGGCCGCGAAGGGGCCAGAUCGACCCUUGGCAGUGGACGGACGUUGCAGGAUGUCUGAAGGGGACAGUGUUGGGGAUUCUGUCCAUGGGAAGCCAUCCGUGGUGUACAGAUUUUUCACACGCCUGGGACAGAUCUACCAGUCCUGGCUGGACAAGUCCACACCUUAUACGGCCGUGCGGUGGGUGGUGACGCUGGGCCUGAGCUUUGUCUACAUGAUCAGAGUUUACCUGUUGCAGGGCUGGUACAUCGUGACCUACGCGCUGGGCAUCUACCACCUCAACCUCUUUAUAGCGUUCCUCUCUCCCAAAGUGGACCCCUCCCUGAUGGAAGACUCAGACGAUGGCCCUUCGCUACCGACCAAACAGAAUGAGGAGUUCCGUCCCUUCAUUCGAAGGCUUCCAGAGUUUAAAUUUUGGCACGCGGCGACCAAGGGCAUCCUCGUGGCUAUGGUCUGUACCUUCUUCGAGGCUUUCAACGUGCCAGUGUUCUGGCCCAUCCUGGUGAUGUACUUCAUCAUGCUUUUCUGUAUCACGAUGAAGAGACAAAUAAAGCACAUGAUUAAAUACCGGUACAUACCGUUCACACAUGGGAAGAGGAGAUACAAAGGGAAGGAGGAUGUGGGCAAGACGUUCGCUAGUUAGAAGCUGGACUGAGUUGCUCACGUGGUCAAGACCAGCUUUGAGCCAUUGUAACAAUGCCUUUUUCUUCACAUAAAGUAGUUGAUUAUGAGGGAGUUGAAUUUUCUUUUUAAAAGGAAGCCUUGAUGAUUUGUAACUGAAAUAUCAGGUUCUGAAGAAACUGGCAUUUAAACCAAAUUGCGAUUUCCUCUUCAGUGAUAUUCACGUUUCCCAGUGUAUGGAAUUGUAGUAAACUGCGGGCUCGUGGGGCCAGGGGUGGCGGGGUGCGGGCAGGCUGGAGCCAGGCAGCCUUCCUGCCACUCGAGGCCCUCCCGCGGGCCGGAGUCAGCCCGGCUGGUGUGGGAGAGGGGUGAGGCUGUAAAGCGGACCUCACGGGCCCGAGGUUCUCAUGCCAGUUUCCAACUUCAUCUCACUGGAGAUGGCUCAUGUUGGCCUCUACCAUGAUGUCUUUGUUCUUAACUACCCUGCUUCUGAGGGCCUGGAAUUAUAAAUAUAUAUAUUCUAUUUUAAUUGUUUGAGAUUAUUUUGACACAUUUCUUUGAUACCUACAGUUUGCUUUUGAUUAAUUUAAAUUUGUCUCAUGCAGCAGCCCCUGUAAGGAAAGAUCAGACCUGGUUAAUACAGACCAGGCCUGCAGAUUUACCCAGCUUUUCAUUUCCUGUGGGGGAAGACAGAAUCUACUGCAUGUUAGCUUUUUGAUGUGAUAAACAUUUUACUAAUUGACUUUUUAAUCCCAACUUUAUUAAAGACAAUGUCCCCUUG
Cavia porcellus (domestic guinea pig) is the source of this 1548-nucleotide messenger RNA. It is a transcript of the gene Rer1, whose product is annotated as retention in endoplasmic reticulum sorting receptor 1. The transcript is spliced from 7 exons. Gene Ontology annotation, biological process: protein retention in ER lumen; retrograde vesicle-mediated transport, Golgi to endoplasmic reticulum. The record is from RefSeq and is a predicted model, not a curated record. NCBI's taxonomy places the organism in Eukaryota, Metazoa, Chordata, Mammalia, Rodentia, Caviidae. Gene Ontology annotation, cellular component: Golgi membrane. Bases 199 to 789 code for a protein of 196 amino acids.